Malassezia vespertilionis is the source of this 2604-nucleotide messenger RNA. It is a transcript of the gene srs2, whose product is annotated as DNA helicase. Bases 1 to 2604 code for a protein of 867 amino acids. Gene Ontology annotation, biological process: recombinational repair. Gene Ontology annotation, molecular function: 3'-5' DNA helicase activity; DNA binding; ATP binding. The transcript has a single exon. NCBI's taxonomy places the organism in Eukaryota, Fungi, Basidiomycota, Malasseziomycetes, Malasseziales, Malasseziaceae. Gene Ontology annotation, cellular component: nucleus. The record is from RefSeq and is a predicted model, not a curated record.
AUGAGCAAUGCGGAUACGCUUCGGCGGCUCGCGCUCGAUAGCCUUUCGCCGUCGCAGCGGCAUGCGGCUGUAUGGGACCCUGAAAGGCCGCUGCAGAUCUUGGCGGGCCCUGGCUCUGGCAAGACGCGGGUGUUGACAAUGCGCGCUGCAUGGCUUGUGCUGGGUGAUGCGGACCGACGCCCGAUCAAGCCAGAGAACUGUGUGGUGGUGACAUUUACGAAUAGGGCAGCGAGGGAGAUGCGCAGUAGGAUUAGUGCGUACAUUGGCCCGUCCAUGACGGAUCGGCUUUUGCUCGGCACAUUUCACGCGCUCUGUGUCAAGUUUCUGCGCAGGUAUGGACGUCUUGUAGGCUUGGCGAACAAUUUUACUAUUUGCGACUCGGAUGAUUCGUGCGUACCUAGACAUGCUAACAAUAGCAUACGGAUUAUAAAAGGCGUGAUUGAACAGCAAGCAGACAUGCUCAAAGAGAGCGGCGUGACCAUCAAGGCCGAGGAGGCCAGAACCGAAAUUUCGCGCGCCAAAGCACGGCUGCAGACUGCCGAGGCGUUUCGCAAAGCGUGCCCAAAUGCGCCAGGCAACAUGGAUCGGCAUACGGCAAUGGCAAAUGUGUACAAGGAUUACGAGCUGUACCUGCGCGGUAGCAAAGCGUGUGACUUUGACGAUUUGUUACUGUACGCCGAGCGGCUUUUUUGCCUGCACCCUGGCGUGUGCAGCAAGAUAGAGCAUGUGCUUGUGGACGAGUUUCAAGAUACGAAUGCUAUACAAUACGCGCUUAUGCAGCGUCUUUCUGCGGCGUCCGGACGCGUUAGCAUCGUCGGCGAUCCGGACCAGAGCAUCUACAGCUGGCGGAAUGCCGAGGUGAGUAAUUUGGAGAAAAUGGUUCACGACUUUUCUGGAAUAAAGCGCAUCUAUUUGGAGGAAAAUUUUCGGAGCACGGGUGCAAUUCUCGAUGCCUCGCUCAAGGUUGUGCAACAGGAUCGCAUGCGAAUCAACAAGGGCUUGUAUACUGCACAGGCUGAAGGAGCGCCAGUCACUUUUCGCACGUUUGAUACAGAGCUGGAAGAGACCGAGUAUGUGGCGCUGGAAAUAGAGCGCCAAAUGCAGCUUGCGCGCCCCAUGCUCCGCUACGCCGACUUUUGCAUAUUAUUGCGCUUCAACGCGCUCAGCCGUGGCUUCGAAGCAGCGCUGCGUAGACGGCGCAUUCCUUAUCGCAUGCUUGGCGGCCAACAGUUUUUUGAUCGUGUGGAAAUCAAGGAUUUGGUCGCUUACUUACGCGUGCUCGAUAACCCAGCCUAUGCUCCUGGCUUGUUGCGCAUCUUGAAUGUCCCAAAACGCGGUAUUGGAAAGGCAACGAUCAGUGCAGUGAGUGGACUUGCCUCAGCGCAGCGCAUACCCAUUUACUCGGUGCUCGAGCAGAUUUCCGCGCGCACCUCCGAAUUGUCAGUUCACGGCAGGGCGCUUUAUGGCAUCGACACUUUUGUUUCUGUAAUGAACAAGCUGCGCGAGCGCGUCCAGCAAGGACUGUCUGUGAAUGAACUGCUAACAUGUGUUAUCGAAGUAACGGAGUACAAGACAUAUUUGGAACGCGAGGGAGAUUUUGCGUCGCGCUGGGAAAAUGUGCGCGAGCUGCUAACUUUUGCAGCGUUGUGUGCGGGUGACGAUGAGCGUGAAGAGCUCUACCUGCCUCCCAAACGUACAAAGCUCGAUCCAGAGGAGCAGGAGGAAGAGCCCACGCCGCUGCGCACGUUUCUCGAGUCGAGUGCGCUUGCAACGGAUAGGACCGACGAUGAUACAAACGAUAAAGUAACCAUUGCGACGUGCCAUGCCGCAAAAGGCCUUGAAUGGCCCAUCGUAUUUGUCGCUGCUGUAGAGGACGGCACGUUUCCUUUUUACCGAUCCACCACGCCGGAAAUGAUUGCUGAAGAGCGGCGGCUUUUGUACGUCGCCAUGACGCGCGCCGCCUCUAACCUGUAUCUUUGCAGCACAAAGCGUCGAAUGAUGGCUGGCGAAUGGAGGAACCAGAAGGUGAGCAUGUUUGUUACCCCACUCAUUCCUUGUUCCCGGGGCGGGACUGGUUUGAGUGCGCCUACAAAGACAGAUGCUGUGAUGUGGUGCUUUACAUCGCCGCUCAUCCAAGAUUUUCUUCAUACUACUGCGCGUAUUCUCCAGCGUUCGGUACCUAGCGAAGAAGUACUGCAGCAGAACCGGAUUGAGUACAAGUUUUCCGACACGUGUACAUCUCUCGAUAAACUCGAUGCAUGUCGUAACGCUGCUUUGCAAUGGCGCUCCGAAAUGGGCAAUGUCGGGCUUCCAAGCAAAAGCGGGUUUCUGAGCGCACUCAACUCCCUCGGCUCGGCAGCGUUGCAGCAUGGGUCGAAUCUUGGCAUGCGCUCAACACACGCCGCGCCGGCUGAUCUCCAGCAAAGUCAUGGCCACCGACGGUCAAUGUCAAGCACGACACAAAACGCGAGCAGUGCUGCGCCGCAAGCGCAUCCGCUUGCGCGCUUUACAUCCAACAACACAGCUCCGCAGCGCAAGCGAGCACUGGGUAUGGUGCGUCGUCGGGCUGGCCCAGGCCUGAGCUGGCCACCCCAGAAGCAUUAG